This is a messenger RNA of Grus americana (Whooping crane), 4624 nucleotides long. RefSeq names its product taxilin gamma (gene TXLNG). The record is from RefSeq and is a predicted model, not a curated record. Lineage: Eukaryota; Metazoa; Chordata; Aves; Gruiformes; Gruidae. The transcript is spliced from 10 exons. Gene Ontology annotation, biological process: regulation of cell cycle. The coding region runs from base 36 to 1622 and encodes 528 amino acids. Gene Ontology annotation, molecular function: syntaxin binding.
GGUUCGGCAGCUUGUUUGGAUGCUGCCGUCACAUCAUGGCGACGCGCGGAGCGGAGGCAGCGCGCGGAGGAGGCAGCAGCAGCGCGGCGGGACGGAGCCGGCGACAGAGCCAGAGCGGCGAGGAGGCGGCGGCAGCCCCGAGCGGCAGCCCGGAGUUGGUUGGUGGUACAAUGGAAGAAGCUGGAUCUCGGGAGAUGGGAAUGAAUAACCAGGACCAGCUGGUGAACAGCAAGUGCAACGAGUUGUCUGAUACAGCGUUGCAGCACGCGCAGUCCAACUGCCAUGGCCUGGAAAACACGGCCGCGUUGGAAGAAGCUGAGUAUAUCACGAAGAACCCGGGGUCCACAUGCUGCUCUCGGGAGUCUCGUGAGGAGACUCCUGGGAGAGAAGAAGCCCGUACUGAUCCACCUGAUGGCCAACAAGAUCCAGAGAGUGAAAAACACAAAGAGAAAACUUUGGGAAAAGAAGUGCUAUUAUUAAUGCAAGCCUUGAAUACACUUUCUACUCCAGAGGAAAAGCUGGCAGCUUUGUGCAAGAAGUACGCUGAUCUGUUGGAGGAGAGCCGGAAUGUCCAAAAGCAGAUGAAGAUACUGCAGAAGAAGCAAGCACAGGUCGUGAAGGAGAAAGUCCACUUGCAGAGUGAGCAUAGCAAGGCCAUUUUGGCACGUAGCAAACUGGAAUCUCUCUGUCGGGAGCUUCAGCGUCAUAACAAGACUUUGAAGGAAGAAAACAUGCAGCAAGCGCGUGAAGAAGAAGAAAGACGUAAAGAAGCAACUGCACACUUCCAGAUUACACUGAAUGAAAUUCAGGCUCAACUGGAACAGCAUGGCAUACAUAAUGCCAAGCUCCGUCAGGAAAAUAUUGAACUGGGAGAAAAACUGAAGAAACUCAUUGAGCAGUAUGCAUUGCGAGAAGAGCAUAUUGAUAAAGUGUUCAAACAUAAAGAACUGCAGCAGCAACUUGUGGAUGCCAAACUUCAGCAAACUACCCAACUUAUUAAAGAAGCAGAGGAAAAACAUCAGCGAGAAAGGGAGUUUCUGCUAAAAGAAGCUACUGAGUCCAGGCACAAAUGUGAACAGAUGAAGCAACAGGAAGCUCAGCUGAAGCAGCAGCUUUCUCUUUACAUGGAUAAGUUUGAAGAAUUCCAGACCACCAUGGCAAAAAGUAAUGAACUCUUUACAACCUUCAGGCAAGAAAUGGAGAAGAUGACGAAGAAGAUUAAGAAACUGGAAAAGGAAACCAUAGUGUGGCGUACAAAAUGGGAAAACAACAACAAGGCUCUUCUGCAAAUGGCUGAAGAGAAAACAGUAAGAGAUAAAGAAUACAAGGGCUUUCAAAUAAAACUGGAGCGUUUGGAGAAGCUAUGCAGGGCCCUUCAGACAGAAAGGAACGAGCUGAAUGAGAAGGUGGAAGUUCUUAAGGAGCAGGUUUCUCUCAGAGAAGCAGAUGUGGAUCUAGCUGUGCAGGUGUUGCAGUCCUGCACGCUCAAUUCCCACGAGGAGCUGGGAACUCCCACUGACACGGAACCAGGAAUCCAACCUGAUGCGGAAUCACAUGUGGCAAAUAGUUCCGAAAAGACUGUCUCAACAAGUCCUGUUCCUGGCACUGAAUCUGUAGACUAAAAUGAAGUGUAAACACUGUAUUGAGAGAUAUAUUUUGUGUAUAACUUUCUCUGUUGGUGGUAACUAUUUGGUUUUGUGGUGAAAAUUUUCUUACUUUUUCUACCAUAUCUGUAUUUUCUUAGAACUACUGGACUUAUGUGGUACAGGAAGCUGCAUAGCAGCUUUAAAUAGCUUAAACUAUAAAUUUUCCACAACUGUGUUGCACAUCUGCCUCAUUUUUUAAAAGAAAAUAUUUUUCCAUAAAAGGAUGCAUGUGCGUUUCCUCCCCACAACACAAAUCACUGUCAUGGAAGACCGUGUACAGAUAUAACAUCGUUCCGGGGAAAAUAGUGACAGCAGGUCACUUUUUUGGUUUGAAAAACAGCAUUCUGGUUUUGUUCAUUGAUUUGCCACUGUAGUAUACUAAAGAUUACCAAUAUUUCCAGUAAAUUUAUCUAACUAAGGAUGUCUAAUGGCCAGUAAAAACCAUCAGCUUUCCCCUGUAGUAUGUUUUCAUAUAUAUGAAUGAAAAAGUAAAGGUCCAGAAUAUAGUAAGAGAUUUGUUUAAAGGGUUUUAUGUACUUUGUGGUAUGAAAAAAACAGCUUUGAAAUACAUUAAUUUGCAGCUGGUGAAACAGGGUGUACAACUUUUUGCAGACUUCUCAGGGUUGUGUUGUAAAGGUUAGUUUGGACUAUUUGCCCUGCCUGUGAACAUGUUAAAUAUAAAUGUGUGAGAAAAUGUACAGCAACGUUACCGAGUGGAAUUUUGCAGUUGUGUAGCCUAUUGCACAGGUGUUGGUCGUGUUCUUCCCUCUUGGAUGCAGGGUGCCCAUCAGAUGGUUAUCCUGACUAGAGAAAUCCAUUUCUGUCUAGACAAAUCUCCAGAUUAUCCAAAGGGCUGGAAAAACAGACAUUUACUGCCAUGGGUGUGGAAGACGUGAGUCUGUGGCAUACAGGCAUUGUCUGAUAGCCUUGUAUGCAACGUAUUUAAACGUUAGUUAAGUGUAUGCUGGUUACAAUUGAACAUGUAGAUUCAAAUACUUUUCCUGAAGUACCACAUGGAAUUUCUUGCACGCUCAACCUCGAAGCUGUACCAGUUGGCAGAGUGCCUUCCCAGAUGGGUUAUCUGGUAAAGAUGGUACUUGAGAUUCUUACACUAACAUACCACAAGCAGAGCUCCCUUGUUAACCUUAAACCAUAUAUAGUCUUUUCUUAGAAAAUUUGAUAUCCUCAUUUUGACUUCUUUUCCUGAGAGAAGCUAGGACCAAUGUUUAUUUUUUGGCAAGACAAUGUGUGAAAUAACUACAAGCUGCCCUUACCUUUAGUUCCCAUGUAUUUACUUUCUAGUUUUGGUUGCUGUUGUUUUAAGAAAUACAAACGUGUGUAGCCUUUUCUGGUACUUAAAAGUUCUUUGCACUUACUUGGGAGGGGAUUUCUGAAUCAAGCACAUCUCUCAAUGAGCUUCCCACCCUCAUUGCCCGCGGCAGUUUCGUGGCUAAAUUACUUGAAUGUUCAGGCUGCACUGAGCUCCUGAUCCUUUUCCUGUAGUAAUGUACAUUGAAAUAAUGUAGCUGUCUCUGAAAGAGUAAGGUUACGUAAAGCCUGAUCAAUGUGUUUUAGCUCAUACCACUGAGAGGAACUGUGCAAAACUGACAUUUCUUAAUUGGUGGAGCACAUGGGAAGCUGGCUGUCUUCCUCCUAGAUUUGUGCAGCUUUUGUGUUUGUGGUCCAAGCACAAUGCGGGAAUGAAAAGAAGGUAGCAAUGAGCUGUCAGUCAGGUUAGACUCAGAGCUUUGAAAUGUUAAUCAUGCUAACCAUAACAGCAUAAAAAAAUACUGGAAAGAAGUAUUCCAGACGUGCUUUUCAAAUUACUUGCUUUAUAGAAUCGAACUGUUUAAAAAUAGUUGUCGUGAGAACUGGUUUUCAGCUAACACUAAGCAUGAAGUAAUUUUCCUGAGGAAAAGUGAAAAACUUUGUAUCUGAUGCAUCGUACCCUUGGCAAGGUAGGACAUGCAAUUUUCUAUUUUUACAAUUUAUUAUUUGGACAUUUGUAUCUUUAACAAUUCUUUCUAUAGCGCUUGUUCUAUAUGGAGGCAAGAGUGAAACUUUGGACCCUGCUGCAAGAAUAUUUUAAAGGGCUUUUAGAGACAUGACAGAUGUAUAGAACAGCAAUACAAAUAUAUUUGUUACCAACAUAUGUAAAUGAAGCAGAAUGCCCCAAGUGAAAGGCUUUUAAAAUGGGGAUACCUUUUCUCUUCCCUACCCAUAACAUACUCAUGUCAUAACUUCUCUGGCCAAGGUGAGCUGCACUUUGCUUCCUGAAACCAGUCAGUACAGUUUCAUGCAUUGCUUGGAGUGUUUUUUAUUAAAAAAAAAAACCCAAGCAAGCAAAACCCCCACAAAUUUAUAUAAGGGAUAAGCUCAGUACUCGUAACUGAUCUGCCGUACAGCAGGCUAUUGCACUGCCAGUCUCAGCCAAAUCGGCUCCAGUAGGGUUUUUUAGUAAACUUGUAUUAAGGUCUUUCUCCCGCUACCAUAAACUGUUUAACCCAGGCUGUGAACUGACAUAGCCUGAAAUAAGUUUUGUCUAAUUGUCAAGACUCUGGGGCCUGAUUGACAGUUUCACCAUGAUUAAGCUGCAAAAAGCUAAAUUGUAUGUGAUGCAAGACCCAAAUAUGUGUAUACGUACACAAGUAAGUUAGGGCUGUAUCUCUAAUGUUUUGUCCUUCCUUUCAUUACACCUGGUUACAUUACAGUUCAAUUCUCAGGUGUUGCAGAAAAUCUACCUCUUUGGACUGUAGAUGGAAAUAACUGUGAAAAAAGUGAUGCAGAAAUCUAGUUUGUGCUAAACACACUGCUUUAUUUUUACAACCCAUGUCUGCUUUCAUGAGGAAAAAUGAUAAAUGAACAGGCAGUCUUUGUUUUGCUUUUCAAAAACAUUUUGUAGAGAUUUUUCACUAAUGUGAAUCUGAAAUUUUAUCUACUCGAUUCUGUAUAGAUUAAGUAAAUAAGUAUGCUUAAUA